Messenger RNA from Castor canadensis (American beaver), 357 nucleotides. The record is from RefSeq and is a predicted model, not a curated record. NCBI's taxonomy places the organism in Eukaryota, Metazoa, Chordata, Mammalia, Rodentia, Castoridae.
UCUGUAGUCGCUGCUAGGAGUCAGUCUCUUCGCCGGUUCCUGGCCCCGCCGAUCCAGUUCUCUGUUGCCUGCGGUUCGCCGCCCCGCUAGCCGCCGCGAUGCCGGUGUUUCAUACGCGCACGAUCGAGAGUAUCCUGGAGCCGGUGGCGCAGCAAAUCUCGCACCUGGUGAUUAUGCACGAGGAGGGCGAGGUGGAUGGCAAAGCUAUUCCUGACCUCACGGCGCCUGUGGCCGCCGUGCAAGCGGCGGUCAGCAACCUAGUCCGGGUUGGAAAAGAGACCGUUCAAACCACUGAGGAUCAGAUUUUGAAGAGAGAUAUGCCACCUGCAUUUAUUAAGUGAGUAAUUAAAAUAUUCU